Astrephomene gubernaculifera is the source of this 1067-nucleotide messenger RNA. NCBI's taxonomy places the organism in Eukaryota, Viridiplantae, Chlorophyta, Chlorophyceae, Chlamydomonadales, Astrephomenaceae. The record is from the annotation of a GenBank genome assembly.
CGCUUUCGGUAUACCAUAUAGGCGUUGUUACUUGUUUAUUGCAACACUGGAUUCCGUCGCGGGAUGUCCUUUAUGACCUUCCGCAGGGCACAUGAUGUAGGCCUUAAAAUGGUUUACUUGUAUAUCAUCUAAACAUAGGGAUUAGCUUAGCGCUGGCCCCGCUUGGGGCUAACUCAGGGCGAAUAGCCAAGUAGAAUGUCUCAGGACACCCUGGUUUGCCCUUUUGCAUCUACCGGGACUACCAAGUGGUGCAUCUGGCAAGUAUUAAAGGAGCAUCCUCGGGGACUUCCGCUCGGCGCCCUGGUAGAGCUAGUCGUUAAGCUCAAGACUUUUACCUUUAAGAACCCCACUGGAGCGAUAUCCGGAGAGCUUUCCCGGGAUAAGGAACACUUCUGUAAAGCCGGCGGGGGUAGAUGGGCUUUAUCCGCAUACGGGCCAUUUGAGGGCGUGGGCACUGGCGGUGGCGGCGGCCGGGCUUCCGCAGCAGCAACAGCAGCGGACACUGCUGCCGAACCCAGCCCACCGGAAGCGGAUGCCGGGCCGGUAGCCAAAGCGCCCGAGCUGGCUGCAGGUGACAGUGACGACGACGUGCCGAUAGGGGCCGCUGCCGCCGCGGCAGCCGCUGCUGCAGCUUCCGCGCCUGCGGCUGCUGAUGCGGCUGCUCCUGCGAGUGCCGCCGCCGUACCAACAGGGCCGACCGGCAGGCCACAGAGGCGAGCUGCCGCAGCAGCAGCCGCAAAGCGCGCUCAGAGCGCCUCACCAGGGUCCGAUGACGAUGUCCCUAUCACGGCCCUAUCGACCAAACCCACAUUGGAGGCAGCGCCCGCCACUGCCAACGGCGUGCCUCCGCCAAAGCGGCAGCGCACGUCCGCCGCCGCCGCCGCGGCGGCGGCGGCAACGGACGCAACUGCAACGGAGGCCCCAACGGGCGACGACGAACCUGCUGGCGAGGGCGGGGAUGCUGAGGAUAUGGAUGCAGCAGCAGCAGGGAUAGAGCCACUGCCGCUACCCCCACCUGCGCCGACGUCUGGUCGAGGGCGUGGGAGGGGCCGCGGCCGCGGAAGGGG